AGAUGUUUUAACGGGAGUAGGCUUACGUUACAGUCGAGAUGUAAUAAUGACAUAAAGAACGUGCUUUUUUAAAAUUUAUGUUUUUUUGAACCCCAGUAUCUGACAUACUGAAAUCGUUGAUAUAAAGCUAAGCACGUCGGUCUGGCGACAACAACAGCGUUUGUUUAAAUUCAUGGACAAAGACCAGUGUAGCGACAUUCAAGGUCAGUGCUCCUGGAUGGAGAUGCAUCAGUUCAUUGGUGACCUUCUCACAUCUGGAAACACCUCCAAGGACCAGCCAGAUGUGCUAAACGCAGCAUGGGGCAUGGCUGCUGCUGCUGCUGCUGCUGGUGGUGGUGGUGGUGAGGCUCUUGGGUUCAAAAGUGCUACACUCGGUCUUCUAGAACAACGUCGACCUGCCCAGGACAAGUCAGAGGCAGAGCCUGGCCAGCAGAUCCAGCUUGGGGCAUUACAAAGAAAGGGGGAGGACAGAGACAGGAGAGAAGAUGUGCAUUAUGCCUGCACCUGCCCCGGCUGCCCUUACUUCACUUCUCCACCUUCCUUUGAGACUUUAAAACCCAGACAAUCUUUUUUCUUGCCACCACGCUCAGAUACAGUUUGCCACCACUUACCGGACACUGAACCAAGCAGCACCACUGCAUCGGAGUUAGAGACCAGGUCGUCCAGCCGACCGCAGAGGGAAGAGGCAGACAGAGGGACUCGGACCCCGGACAACAACUCAGACACUCCUGCUUCCAGAGCGUCCUCAGGCUCCAUGUCCCACCUCUCCAUGUUUCCUUGCUUGUGUUGCCACCGCAGCCUACAAACCUGCGCUCAGAUACUGAGCCACCAGGAAGGCACCGACCCCCCGUUUUCUCACACCCAUGCCCAUCAUCAUUUUCAUCACCACCACUGUCCUAUAAGUUCCUGUUUACCCUGCCCCCAGCUUGGCCGCUCUCACGCCUCACAGCUCUCUGGCCCUCUUCCCUGUUUGUCCUGCCAGCGCUCCUUUCCUACCUGUACUCAGGUGUGCCAUCACCAGCACAGGCCAACACACACUCAGCAACAAGAGGAAAGAGGUAGGGCGGCUACGACCGUGUUGUUGCUACAUCCCUGCAUGCACUGCCCUGCCUCUUUUUCCAGACCGUCCCAGUUGCUGCAGCACCAGCGCUCUGAGCACGCCCACAAACCGUCCGGCUUCCUCUGCACUGAGUGCGGCAGGGCCUUCAACUCGCACAGCAACCUCCGCAUCCACCUAAAUGUGCACACUGGUGCCCGGCCCUACUCCUGCUCUGACUGCGGGAAAAGUUUUAGCCAGUCGGGGGCUCUGAAGAUCCACAGGCGCAUUCACACAGGUGAAAGGCCCUAUUCCUGUCGAUUUUGCGGCAGGGGUUUUCCCCAUCUGGCAGGGGUCCGGGCCCAUCAGAGGACCCACACAGGGGAGAAGCCCUACCGCUGUAGCCAGUGUGACAAAUGUUUCACCCAGUCAGGAGCUCUUAAGAUCCAUACCCGCAUCCACACAGGAGAGAGGCCCUUCAUCUGCAGCCUCUGCGGGAAAGGCUUCUCCAACCGCUCCGGCAUCCGCUUCCACUACCGCACAGUCCACGGUCUGGCCCCGGAACAUGCUGGAGAAGCUGCAGCUGGGGUUGCACCUCGGGGGCCGGCCAGCCGCGGUUAUCCACCUGGGCGUCCCAGGACUUUUCCUCCAGCCGGCGUUGAGCUAAAUACACCAAACAACCUGGAGAGCAACCCACAUACUGCUCCAAGCUCCAGAGAUUCUCCUGCUCAUCCUGGACCCGCGCCGCUCAGCGGUAAUGAGAGCAAGUCUCAGUCAGAGGCAGCAAACCGAGGCAGUGACAGAGUGGGGCUCUUGUAUGCGUGUGAAGACUGUGGCCUGCGUUUUAAGGAUGCCCCGUCCAGGAACAGACACCAGACUCUGAUGCACUACUCCUCUGAGGGGAGAGAGGAGGAGGAGACGCAGAGGAAAGAGUUAAGCACAAAUGAGAGGGUCCGUGAUAACAGUGGAGAGUGAAUUAAUCAUAAUCACCAGAGGAAAGUGUAUAUAGUACAGUGUUGAAAUGAUUUGUGUUCUGUAGUUAAUUAUUACUAUUUAAAAAGCCUUUGAUAUUCCACAACUUCUUCUCAAGCUAUUCUAUAGAUAGAUAGAACUUACAAAUAUGUAACACCUUAAAAUGAUUUCAAGGUGAGAUUAUGUUAUGUUCAGAAACUCAACCAUGCCGGUUUUCACCUUCAAAAGGUUUUGUACAAUUUCUGAUUCGAUCCAAGUUUGUACGUCAGAUUGUUUAACAUUUCUCUAUCAGUGAGAAAUCCAGCUGUUUGUGUGGAUUCAUCACCACGACAGGCUUUCAGUCCAUCUUUAAAUAACCUUAAAACACCUUGCAAUCACACACCAGGCCCACUUCUACAGUAUUUUUCUUAAUACGGUUGUUUUAUUGUGCCUUAUUCAGCAGUGGAAGACGUUAGCCAGUGAAUCACAAAAUUACAGACCCAGUGUCUUUUAGGAAUUCUUAAUUUUUUUUUUUUAGACAUAAUGAAGGACUACCACUGCCACCUGACCCUUAUUAUACAAAAUGCCUUGUAAUGGUAAAAAAUUAAAUUUUCUACCCUUUUCUAUUUUCCUUUAAGGGGAACAGUUUGACCAGCAAUGCCAUAUCAGUUUACUUAAAUUACUUUCUUUAGUAAUUUAAUCUGUUUAACAGUUGUUUUUUCCCCAUACAAAAGAAAAUCCAAUGGACUUUGAAUGGCAUAGAAAAUUAAGUAAAUGUAUGUAGAGUAUACAGCUUUAAUUUUAUAUAACUGUUUAGGUGUUUCUCACUUGUGGGAAAGUUGCUGUAUAGUGGUAAAACAAAUAAAAAGACAGCCACGUACUGGAUGUUAAGGUAAAACUCUUAACCCCUCAAAGGGAAAAUAAAUCUAUCAGGCUCUGGAGUUUGGUUGAGGUAUGUGUGUCUAGCUCAAAAACAACAUCCCCUUGCCUGUUGUGCCUUCCUGUGAUAUGCUAAUAAUCCAAGCAUUUAUUUUAAACCAAUGUCUGUUACUUUACAAUGUAUGUUAGAAAUAGAAGACAAUUAUCUGAGGAAUGAGAACCAGCAGACAAAUAAUUACACAAUCCAUUGUUAUUAGAUGUUUAAAGCUCAAGAGAGCCACCUAGUGGUUACACAUAAUCAUAGCAACAGUCUUAACCACUUUGUUACAGUGCAUCAUUUCUAGUGUUUGUUAAUGUUUCUUCUUCUAAUUCCUUCCUUUUUUUUUUUUUUUACAAAACAUGUUGAUAUCAUACAUUGUGAAUACGAUGUUUGGUGAGGACAAGUAACAUAUUCAAUCCACUUUUGUUUGCAUUAACCUGUUAAAUAGACUGAAGCAUACAUUGCUGUAUGUGUUUCUUUUCUUUUGAAAGUGCAGCUUGUGAUUAAACAUUUCAUCAAUAAAACAGUAUCUCUGAGA
This is a messenger RNA of Micropterus dolomieu (smallmouth bass), 3444 nucleotides long. RefSeq lists its product as uncharacterized. Gene Ontology annotation, biological process: regulation of transcription by RNA polymerase II. Gene Ontology annotation, molecular function: RNA polymerase II cis-regulatory region sequence-specific DNA binding; DNA-binding transcription factor activity. The coding region runs from base 173 to 2011 and encodes 612 amino acids. Lineage: Eukaryota; Metazoa; Chordata; Actinopteri; Centrarchiformes; Centrarchidae. The transcript has 3 exons. The record is from RefSeq and is a predicted model, not a curated record.